Molecule: messenger RNA, 1111 nt
Organism: Scomber japonicus (chub mackerel)
Lineage: Eukaryota; Metazoa; Chordata; Actinopteri; Scombriformes; Scombridae
Gene: xrcc3
Product: X-ray repair complementing defective repair in Chinese hamster cells 3
Exons: 7
Coding region: 18-1016 (332 amino acids)
Biological process (GO): double-strand break repair via synthesis-dependent strand annealing; resolution of mitotic recombination intermediates; t-circle formation
Cellular component (GO): replication fork; Rad51C-XRCC3 complex
Molecular function (GO): ATP-dependent DNA damage sensor activity; four-way junction DNA binding; ATP binding
Source: RefSeq, a predicted model, not a curated record
GUCCCGGUGGUCCCGGUAUGGAGCAGCUGGAGCUGAGCAGCAGGAUCAGAGCCGCCGUGAGGAGAGCUGGCCUGAGCUCCGUGGGGGACGUGCUGGGUUUCUCGGGCCGGGACCUGCAGAGACUCACCGGUCUUUCUCACUCUGAUGUCGAUCAGCUGAUCCUCGCCGCCGCCGCUGCCGCCAGCCGGGGCCAACCAAUCACAGCUCUGGCCCUGACCCGCGGGUUCGAGUCCGGCCGCAGACUCAGCCUCGGCUGCCCAGUGCUGGACCGGCUGCUGGGGGGGGGGCUGCCUGUGGGGGGGGUCACUGAGCUGGCAGGGGAGAGCGGAGCCGGGAAGAGCCAGCUGGGCCUGCAGCUGUGCCUCUCAGUGCAGUACCCCCCCCACCACGGAGGCCUGGGCGCAGGAGCGGUGUAUAUCUGCACAGAGGACAGGUUUCCCAGCAAGCGUCUCCAGCAGCUGAUUGGCCUGCAGCGUCUUCCCGCUGACAUCACCUGUCUCACCUUCACUGACCACAUAUACAUAGAACACACUGCAGACCUGGCGUCCCUGCAGACCUGUCUGUCUCUCCGGGUCCCGGUCCUGCUAGCUCGUGGUCUGGUCCGUCUCGUCGUCGUGGACUCGGUGGCGUCUUUGUUCAGGUCGGAGUUCCAGGCUUCUGAUUGGCUGGAGAGGACGAGACAGCUGCUGAGCUUCUCUUCCUGUUUGCAUCACCUGAGCCACGAGUUCAACACACCUGUCCUCUGCAUCAACCAGGUGACAGGUGUCUUCAGCAGCUCCUCUGUGGACUCUUUGGGGCCUCUGUCCUCCAGCGUGUCUCCGGCUCUCGGCUUGGCCUGGGCCAAUCAGGUGCUGGUACGGCUGAUGAUGCGUCGCCUUCAGGGCACGGUUGCCCGCGGCGACGAGCGCAGCGCCCUCCGCAGGCUGGAGGUGGUGUUUGCUCCUCACCUGGCCCAAGAUGGCCGAAACGCUGCCGUGUGGACGGAGGGCGUCCGCGGCCUCGAGGACGCCACAUAAACACAGCUGCUGCAUGAGACUGAUGAUGUCACUGAUGACCUCACUGAUGACCUCACCGAUGAAGUGACAGCGUGUGUCACAUGACCUGAGCUCCU